AUGGAAGACACGUGAAUAUUGUAUAUUUGAUAUUUGUGAACGUGUUUUUGUAUUUUCUAAUUGAAAAGAUAUCAACAUUGUUUGAUAUCUUUUCAAUUAAUAACUGUAUACCAUAACAGCUUAAAAAAUAAAAUGGAUACAGUAGAUUCAGGAAAUCAACAAGUCUCUGAAAUGAGAGACGAACACCCUUUAAACGAAAACAUCGAAGAUGUUAAAGAAGAAGAAGAAAAAGAAGCUGAAAAAAUUAUUGAUCCUUAUUUUUAUACAAAGAGAGAUGAAUUUACUUCAGAAAUUUUUAAAAUUGAAAUAGGUAAUCUUCCGCCUUUUAUUAGAUAUGGACCAUUGAAAAAACUUUUAGGGACUAAACUAAAGUUAAAUCCUCAUAAAAUAAAGACGAUUGGAAAUUCGCCAUUAUAUUCAUUCGUUACAUUCAAAUGUGAAGAAGACAGAGAAAAAGCUCUCAAUGUUUUGCAAGGAUAUGAGUGGAAGGGAAGAAAACUGCAAGUUAAGAAAGCAAAUCCUAUGGCAGAUCCUUUAGUAAAAAAAAGAAAGCAAGGUAAUGCAGAAGAUUCACCUGCAGUAAAAAAAGCUAGAAUGGAAGGAAGUGAUAUACCUAUAUCAAUUCAAAUAAAAAAUGCUGUUCAUCCAUUAUGGAAUUUGCCUUAUGAAGAACAACUUAAAUCUAAGAUGAAUCAGAUAUCUCAGUUUUUAAUAAAAUUAUGUGUACGUAUUGAAAAGACAAAUACGUACUUAAGGCAUUGGAGUCAAAAACAAAAGAAGCUAUAUGAAGGCAUGUGUUGUGAACUAUUGCCAAUUAAACCUUCUCCAGUCACUAGUGCUUAUCGAAAUAAAUGUGAAUUUACUGUUGGAAAGCAUCUUGAUACUGGAGAGAAAACUGUAGGUUUCAGAUUAAAUUGCUAUAAAAGUGGUUCAAUGAGUGUUGCAGAACCUGACGAAUGCAUAAAUAUUCCAGAAUCAAUGUUAAAAGCUGUAAAAUCAUUUCAAGAUUACAUAAGAUCUUCAGAUAAGGAUGUUUUCAAUCCUGAAACUCAUGAAGGUUAUUGGAGGCAACUUACUGUGAGGACUGGCAAAACUGAUGUUUUAUUAGUUGUAGUAAUGCACCCUCAAAAAUUGGAAGAGGAAGAAUUACAAAAAGAGAAAGAAGCUUUAGUGGAAUAUUUUCAGAAUGGAUUGGGUAAGAUGUGUGGAGUGACUUCUCUUUAUUUUCAGUCAUUUGUGAAAAGAGAAUCUAAUAAAGAUUUAAUUAUGACACAUCUUUGGGGGAAAAAAUACAUUGAAGAAAAUGUAUUAGGAUUAAAAUUUCAAAUUAAUCCUGAGGCCUUUUUUCAAAUAAAUACAUCUGGAGCCGAAGUUCUAUAUUCAACAAUAGCAGAAUUAGCUGAAAUUGAUAAUGAAACAACUAUUUUAGAUAUUUGCUGUGGCACUGGUACAAUUGGAUUAUGUUUAGCAAAAAUUGCACCUAAAGUUAUUGGUAUUGAAAUGUGUUCUCAAGCAAUAGAAAAUGCAAAAUCAAAUGCACAGAUAAAUAAUAUAAAUAAUGUUGAGUUUGUAUGUGGGAAAGCUGAAGAUUUUAUUCAAACUGUCCUUCAAAAAGCAGAUACAGAAAAUAUUGUUGCCAUUGUAGAUCCACCUAGAGCAGGACUUAAUUCCAAAGUUCUUAAAUUCAUAAGGGCAAAUGAGAAGCUUAAAAAACUUAUAUACAUUGCUUGUAAUCCAGAUGGUGCUAUUCAGAAUUUUGUUGAUUUGUGUCGUCCUGUAUCUAAUAAUUACAGAGGAGAAUCAUUUGUCCCAACUAGAGCAGUGGUUGUUGAUUUGUUUCCACAUACUAAUCAUUGUGAAUUGGUAAUUGUGUUUGAAAGAUACAGCAAAACUAAGGAGAAUAAUGCUUAAUGUCAUUUUACAAGUUUAUUAGAAAUUUUUAUAUCAUAUUAUUGAAUCAGCAUAUUAUUCAAUAAUAUAUUUAGAAUUUUUAUAAUUUAACACAAAUUUUUAAAUAUG
This is a messenger RNA of Centruroides sculpturatus (bark scorpion), 2019 nucleotides long. Its product is annotated as tRNA (uracil-5-)-methyltransferase homolog A-like. Gene Ontology annotation, biological process: RNA processing. Gene Ontology annotation, molecular function: RNA binding; RNA methyltransferase activity. NCBI's taxonomy places the organism in Eukaryota, Metazoa, Arthropoda, Arachnida, Scorpiones, Buthidae. The transcript has a single exon. The record is from RefSeq and is a predicted model, not a curated record. The coding region runs from base 133 to 1911 and encodes 592 amino acids.